Molecule: messenger RNA, 810 nt
Organism: Zasmidium cellare ATCC 36951
Lineage: Eukaryota; Fungi; Ascomycota; Dothideomycetes; Mycosphaerellales; Mycosphaerellaceae
Exons: 4
Coding region: 1-810 (269 amino acids)
Molecular function (GO): oxidoreductase activity
Source: RefSeq, a predicted model, not a curated record
AUGCCCCCCAACAGCAAAUUCGACGGCAGCGAAGCCAUCCCUCCAAACGCCACUUUCGACCAGCGGAAUCUUGCCGGCAAGACCGUAAUCAUCACCGGCGGCGCGAGCGGAAUCGGCGAGGCUGUCGUGCGGGGGUUUGUGCAGGCUGGAGCGGUUGUUACGUGUGGUGAUGUUGAUGAGGUGAGGGGGAAGGCUUUGGCUAGGGAGCUUGGUGGGGAUGAGAGGGUGGUGUUUGUGAAGUGUGAUGUUUUGAGGUGGGAGGAUCAGUUGUGGUUGUUUAAGAGGGCUUUGGAGAGGGGAAGGGGGGUGGAUGUUGUUGUUGCUAAUGCUGGCCUCGACGGCGAAGAUACAAUCCUAAAGCAGAAACCCGUGACCGCAAACGGCGAUCCCACGGAACCCGACCUCAAAAUCCUCAAAACAAACCUCAUCGGCGUCGCAUACACCGCCCGCCUCGCCAAUUUCUACUUCUCCAAACAAGCCAAACCCUCCAACAAAAGCCUCAUCAUCACCGCCAGUCUCUCGUCCUACAUCGACCAUCCCUUCUCCCCGGAGUACUCAGCCUCGAAAUGGGGCGUUCGAGGUAUGAUGAGGAGUUUGAGGAGUACCGCGGGCGUGACGGGGAUGAGGGUGAAUUUGGUGGCGCCUUGGUAUAUCAAAACGCGCAUCUUCUCCGACGAGAUGGUCAGGGUCUUCGAGGCUAGCGGGGAGGAGUGGGCGCUUGGGGAGGAUGCGGCGGGGGCGGUGAUGCAUUUCGCUGCGGAUUCACGAAUCAAUGGUAUCAACCCCAUACUUCCCAUCGAUGGAGACUGA